AUCCUCCAUGAAGAAUGAGCUCAUCAUUCAGAUCAUGACUGAGAGCCACGAGAUUGACAACCUGAAGAGGAAGGUAGAAGAUGGCAAGAUGAAGCUGGUGACGGAGAUAAAGUUGAGAAAACAGGCGGCCACUGAGCUCAGAGCCCUGAAGGCUGAGCUGGCUCAGAAGAAGAGUCAGUCAUCUCAUCCCGGCCUGAUGGGAAAUACGCCACGGCACGGAGCACAAGUCCAGAGCAGCGCCGCCCAGUUCAGAAUAAACUGCACGUGAAAAACCUGUUUUCUGGUUUAAUUAUUUUGGACUUGAAUGCGUCUUUCUAAUUAGUUAU
Haplochromis burtoni (Burton's mouthbrooder) is the source of this 326-nucleotide messenger RNA. RefSeq names its product spermatogenesis-associated protein 1-like. NCBI's taxonomy places the organism in Eukaryota, Metazoa, Chordata, Actinopteri, Cichliformes, Cichlidae. Bases 8 to 268 code for a protein of 86 amino acids. The record is from RefSeq and is a predicted model, not a curated record. The transcript is spliced from 3 exons.